This is a messenger RNA of Oreochromis niloticus (Nile tilapia), 1454 nucleotides long. RefSeq lists its product as uncharacterized. The transcript has 3 exons. NCBI's taxonomy places the organism in Eukaryota, Metazoa, Chordata, Actinopteri, Cichliformes, Cichlidae. The coding region runs from base 786 to 1454 and encodes 222 amino acids. The record is from RefSeq and is a predicted model, not a curated record.
GUCAGGAAGUGAGCGGCUGUGGACAGCCCCCUUUUUUUCUCCAUAGAAACUUUAUUGAACAAACAAUGAGUCACAACAUCUAAAUGGCUGCGGACAACCUGCCGUUGUUCGAGUCCGCCCACAACUCAACGUUUAUGCCAAACGCAAACGGCACGUGUGAAAACGGGAAAAAUGGAUCGGAUAAUGUUGCUCCGUGCCAUGUGCACUGUUCUAAUCCAAGAUGAGCUACAAAACCAGCACCAACAUUGCCGGCAUGUGUGGUACCUCAGGCUCAUCAGAGCCAGUCACAUCCAGGUAAAAUAAGCUACCCUAAACUACACACAUUUAGGAAGCACUCAGCCAUCCCAGCCAGGGAAACCAGCAGUCAGCUGAGACUGAAGAAGUCAUUUGGAUGAGUGACCAAAACGUGUCCCCCACUGAAAACGCGACAUCCAAAUGAACAGAAUCAACUGUUAAGUCCAUUUGCUAAUGUCAAUAACUGAAUACUAGCCAGUCAUGCGUACACAGUCACCAUGAAGAAAUAGAUAAAAUAAAUGUCCCUGAAGCUGAUAUGACAACAUGCAGUAUGCAUUCACAAUCAUGAAUUGGAUCCCGUAACUCAUGUGUGUACCUGGAAUGGCAGUAAAAAUGCCACAAAGCUGAAAACAGGGUACCCUAGAAUACAGAAACAUGCUGAGUUACACAGAUGAACUGUAUAUGCAUGAAAGCAUAAGUAUUGUCACAGUGCAGUAGUACAUGUCACAUAACCAUAAUAAUCAGAAUAAUGCUUGGAUCCCUCAAAAUAAAUGAAACCAUACGCUGUCACCAUAACUGUUCAUGUCGUUCUCCACCUUUCAUCCAAGCAGAGUAGAACCAUAUACUGCAGGAUCAACCUAAGUGUUCCCGUCCUGGACCGUUUCUACAACCAGGAGGACACGAGGCCCGAUUUUCGGCUAAGCAGGGAGUCCUUGGCAGUGUUGCUAAAUCUCCUGGACCAGGAUCGGCGCCAUGGUUGGGGUGCCACAAUUGAGAUCCUGGUAUUCACAUUCUGGUUGCCAAGUGGAGCAUCCUACAGGCUGGUGUCAAGAGUGUUUGUGAUGCCUCGUUCCACUGUCCACACCAUUGUCCACCGUGUCACUGAAGAAGUGGUGGCCAUUCGCCACCAGGUCAUCCACCUCCCAAAGACACCAGAGGACCUGGAGGCAGUGUCCCGUGGGUUUGCAGGGCUGGCACGUCACAGAGCCUUCCUGAAAGCGGCAGUCUGUGACCAUCAGGGCUGCUUCAUCGACACCUACGUGGGCUGGCCUGGUUCGGUGCACGAUGCCAGGGUGCUCCGCCACAGCCCACUGUACAGGCAGUUGGUCUACCCUCCUCCAGGACAUUUCAUCCUCGCAGAUGGGGGGUACCCAUGCCUCCAACGUCCACUCCCCCUCAUCACACCCUACAAGAGGCCAGUCCGAGGUAGCGUGCGUUAG